Molecule: messenger RNA, 252 nt
Organism: Blepharisma stoltei
Lineage: Eukaryota; Ciliophora; Heterotrichea; Heterotrichida; Blepharismidae
Source: the annotation of a GenBank genome assembly
AUGGAAGAAAGCCAAAACUCCAUCUCAAUUGAAGACUACAGAACGAGAAUAAACGAGAUAAUGGGAAAAGCGAGCCUAUCCUGCGCAGAAGAGCUUAAUUAUUUCUUAAAAGGAUGAUGUGAGCUAGACUCUCAUUUAACGGUGCUAAAAGAAUGCCUAGAAAGUGAAGCGCUGAUAAGAUCAAUGUCCUGAAAUUGGAAAGAGAGGAGUCGCAGGAAAUUAAAGGCAGAGAUUUGUACAAAAAUUCGCUAA